Messenger RNA from Olea europaea var. sylvestris, 660 nucleotides. RefSeq lists its product as uncharacterized. Lineage: Eukaryota; Viridiplantae; Streptophyta; Magnoliopsida; Lamiales; Oleaceae. The transcript has 3 exons. The record is from RefSeq and is a predicted model, not a curated record. Bases 1 to 660 code for a protein of 219 amino acids.
AUGGCUAAAGAUGCUAAGGUGCCUACCAAGGACAACAGUGUUUCAUCAAGUUUUGAUGGAACAAUGACUGCACUCAAUGAUAUGGCGAAAGCCUCACUCACUACAGAAAAAUAUGGCUUAAGACACGGAUUUUUCUCUCCUGAAAUCACGAUAUCCUUCGUUAUUACUCUUUACCAACUAAAUAUUAGCAAUCACAAAACUAUUGUUAAUUUGAGGGUCGUUGAUGGUUACCAAGACAGAGUUGGUUCUCAGUCAGUUGACAUUGUUAAUGGAGAACCGAGAAACCAAAAGGAACUGCCAAUUCUUCCAACAACAAUUGGGUCGGUUUCUGAGCUACAAGUUAGGAUAUUGCAAAGGGAAAGGAUAUUUGCAUUGCCCAGUGAUUAUAUUAUAUAUUUAUUAAAGAGUGAAUUUGACAUUGGGCACAUUGUUGAUCAUAUAACUUAUAAUCAAGCAUUGACAAUUCUUGAGGCAGAUAAAUGGAUAAAUACUAUGGAAGAUGAAACGAAUUCCAUAAAACAGGAUAAAGUUUGGAAACCUGUUGAAUUUCUUCCAGAUGCUAAAGCUAUAGAUAACAAAUGGAUCUUCAAAAGUAAAUUGGAUACAAAAGGAAAUGUUAAACAAAAGAAAGCAAAAUUGGUUGCAAAAGGUUUCACUUAG